GCCAAACCCGUUAGUUAGGGAAUACUGCUUCCGGAAUUAAAGUUCGCGCUAAUCUAUGCAAGAUCGCAAGAUAUCGAUUAAACGGUGCAUUGUAAAUUUAACAUUUCCCUCGACCAAUCAAGUGUCGCACCCGUCUCAUCGGGAUUGGGAUGGUCACGGUUACAUUCAACCAAGAUCUGUCUCACUUCGACACCUAAGAGCCUCAACCCCGGGAAACCGUAAAAACGUAACCUGACCGCAUUUGACUUUUCCAUCCUCGUCGCUGUUGGGAAGGAGAGCAAUCGAAUAAUGCUGGCUGCCGGUCACCGAGCCGCGCAGGUGUGUCUGCGAUCGGCACGACUCCCUCUCCCCUCGAGAUUCAUCCACCCAAAUCCCACGAUACGAAUCUCCCGCAGCUCCCCAGUCCUCUCACAGCUCAGACUAUUCACACAAACACGCCAUCUCUCAACCGACCAAUCCACCAACCAAUCCCGAACCCCCGACGCGAUCCUCUCCCCCGAAACAACCAGCCCCCGCCCCCCUCGCCGCCGCCGCUGGCGCUCAAGCCUAAUCUUCCUAAUCCUCGGGAUCUCCCUCGGCACCGCCCUGCGCUUCACCCUCUCCCCACCAACCCCGCCCGCUCCAGGCUCCGACGAAGACGAAUACCUAACCACGCAAAUCCGCACGCAAGGCGCCUCCCUCGCACUCGUACAAUCCCUCUCCCAAGACCCAAACUACAUAUCCUGGGACGCCUACUCCGGGUUCUCCUCGCCUCCAACCCACACCUCCAAACCCAACCACACAACCGUCGUGCAAUCGCGAAUAACCAGCGGUCCGCUCUCCGGCUCCCGCGGACUCCCCUUCCAACGAAUCUUCCACAACCCCUCUUCAGGCGAAAUAAUCUCAAUCCUGUACUUCGGCUCCGGAACCAGCGGAUGGCCGGGCGUAGUCCACGGCGGUGCUCUCGCAACGCUGCUCGACGAAUCUCUAGGUCGGUGCGCGAUUCUCCAGUUCCCGUCGCGCACGGGCGUGACCGCGCGCUUGGAGCUGCAGUACCGCCAGCCGACGCUGACGUCGGGGUUCUACGUGAUCCGGGCGCGGCCGAUGGCGGACGAGCGGGACGGGCCCGAGAAGCGGGAGCGGAAGAUGUGGGUCGAGGGCACGUUGGAGACCAUGAGUGGGAAGACUUGUGUCGAGGCUAAGGCGCUGUUUGUUGUGCCCAAGGGGGUUACGCUGAAGCCGCUUGUGGAGGGGUUUUAGGGGGUGGGAUGCUAGGGUUUUAUGGGAUGAGAUGGAGUGAGGAUGGGACUUGUGUAUAAGACAGAUCUGGCAUUAUCGCAUGGACAGGCGUUACGGCGCCGACGGCGAAUGUAAAAAAGGAUACCAAGUAAAAUACAGAGCAAUAGGUCAUAUUCUCGUGGUCUACCUAAACAUACGACAGCUAUGGUGAUAGUGACAGCAAACAAUAAGCGAGAUUCGUUAAGAUGCCGAUACCGCCAUCAUUCUCACAAACCAGCCAUCUAUUCUAGUAUAACGAUACGGGUGAAGAGACUGG
Messenger RNA from Annulohypoxylon maeteangense, 1534 nucleotides. Its product is annotated as HotDog domain-containing protein. The coding region runs from base 289 to 1239 and encodes 316 amino acids. Lineage: Eukaryota; Fungi; Ascomycota; Sordariomycetes; Xylariales; Hypoxylaceae. The record is from RefSeq and is a predicted model, not a curated record. The transcript has a single exon.